GUCGCCAGCGUGGAGCACGGCUAUGGGACCCAGGUCGCCAGCAUGGAGCACGGCUAUGGCGCCCAGGUCGCCAGCGUGGAGCACGGCUAUGGCGCCCAGGUCGCCAGCAUGGAGCACGGAUAUGUCGCCCAGGUCGCCAGCGAGGAGCACGGCUAUGGCGCCCAGGUCGCCAGCAUGGACCACGGCUAUGGUGCCGAGUUAAGCUCCGCUGAUGCAGAUCGCCAGCGUGGAGCACGGCUAUGGCGCCCAGGUCGGCAGCGUGGACCACGGCUAUGUCGCCCAGGUCGCCAGCGUGGAGCACGGCUAUGGCGCCCGGGUAAAUCGCCACCGUGGAGCACGGCUAUAACGUCCAGGUCGCCAGCGUGGAGCACGGCUAUGGCGCCCAGGUCGCCAGCGUUGAGCGACCAGGUCGCCAGCGUGGAGCACGGCUAUGGCGCCCAGAUCGCCAGCGUGGAGUACGGCUAUGGCGCCCAGGUCGCCAGCGUGGAGCACGGCUAUGGCGCCCAGGUCGCCAGCGUGGAGCACGGCAUUGGCCUCCAGGUGAGUACCGCUGACGCAGGUAUGGCGCCGAGGUACGUACCGCUGACGCAGGUAGGGCCUCCGCGUGGGCGCCAUAACCGUGCUCCACGUUGUCGACCUGCACAACAAGAACAAGAACAACAACAGCAACAACCAGAUGAAGAAGACGAAGAAGAAGAGGAGGAGGAAGAAGAAGAAGAACAACAAGAAGAAGACGAAGAGAAAGAAGAGGAAGAAGGAGAAGGAGAAGAAGAAGAAGAAGAAGAAGAAGAAGAAGAAGAAGAAGAAGAAGGAGAAGAAGAAGAAGAAGAAGAAGACGAAGAAGAAGAAGAAGAAGAAGAAGAGGGGCGGAGGCCCCGUGCUCCGCGCUGUCGACCUGCACAACAACAACAAGAACAACAACAGCAACAACCAGACGAAGAAGAAGAGGAUGAAGAAGAAGAGGACGAAGAAGAGGAAACAGAAGAGGAAGCAGAAGAGGAAGAAGAAGAGGAAGAAGAGGAAGAAGAAGAAGAAGAGGAAGAAGAAGUGGAAGAAGAAGAGGAAGAAGAAGAGGGGAGAAGAAGUGGAAGAAGAAGAGGGAAGAAGAAGAGGGAAGACGAAGAAGUAAGAAGAAGAGGGAAGAAGAAGAGGGAAGAAGAAGAAGAAGGAGAGGAAGAGGAAGAAGAGGAAGAGGAAGAGGAAGAAGAAGAAGAGGAAGAGGAAGAGGAAGAAGAAGAGGAAGAAGAAGAGGAAGAAGAAGAGGAGGAGGAAGAGGGGGAAGAAGAAGAAGGAAGAAGAAGAGGGAAGAAGAAGAGGGAAGAAGAAGAAGAAGAAGAGGAAGAGGAAGAAGAAGAAGAGGAAGAGGAAGAGGAAGAGGAAGAAGAAGAAGAGGAAGAGGAAGAGGAAGAAGAAGAGGAAGAAGAAGAGGAAGAAGAAGAGGAGGAGGAAGAGGAGGAGGAAGAGGGGGAGGAAGAAGAGGGAAGAAGAAGAGGGGAAGGAAGAAGAGGGAAGAAGAAGAGGGGAGAAGAAGAGAAGGAGGAAGAAGAAGAGGGAAGAAUAAGAGGAGGAAGAAGAAGAGGAGGAAGAAGAAGAGGGAAGAAGAAGAGGAGGAGGAAAAGGAGGAGGAAGAAGAGGAGGAAGAAGAGGAAGAAGAAGAAGAAGAAGACGAAGAAGAGGAAGAAGAAGAGGAGGAAGAGGAGGAGGAAGAGGGGAAGGAAGAAGAAGGGGAGGAAGAAGUGGGGGAGGAAGAAGAGGGACGAAGAAGAGGGAAGAAGAAGAGGAGGAGGAAGAACAGGAGGGAAGAAGAAAAGGAGGAAGAAGAAGAGGAAGAAGAAGAGGGAAGAAGAAGAGGAGGAAGAAGAGGAGGAGGAAGAAGAGGAGGAAGAAGAAGAAGCAGAAGAAGAAGAAGAAGAAGAAGAAGAAUAGGAAGAAGAAGAAGAAGAAGAAGAAGAAGAAGAAGAGGAGGAGGAAGAAGAAGAAGAAGAAGAAGAAGAAGAAGAAGAAGAAGAAGAAGAAGAAGAAAGCUAUAUGACCUGCAAUUUCUACAGCGUAGCCUCCAUUUCCUGAAUUCAAAAAAAAAACUUUUACGCGAUUAUUUUCACUUCGCCGUAUUUGUGUUAAUUCACUCCAAAGUAGUUUAAUUUUGCAUAUCGUUUUUAUUUGUUUAGGGAAAAUCAUUUUUGGUUCACCAAACACUACUACAUUUUCUACUCCAAAAUUGAAUUCAUCUCCAGAAAAUGCUAAAAAAACGUAAGUUCCCAAUUUUAAGA
Molecule: messenger RNA, 2270 nt
Organism: Chara braunii
Lineage: Eukaryota; Viridiplantae; Streptophyta; Charophyceae; Charales; Characeae
Source: the annotation of a GenBank genome assembly